Molecule: messenger RNA, 4938 nt
Organism: Malaclemys terrapin pileata
Lineage: Eukaryota; Metazoa; Chordata; Testudines; Emydidae
Gene: SOX9
Product: SRY-box transcription factor 9
Exons: 3
Coding region: 1533-3011 (492 amino acids)
Biological process (GO): negative regulation of transcription by RNA polymerase II; oligodendrocyte differentiation; morphogenesis of an epithelium
Cellular component (GO): nucleus
Molecular function (GO): RNA polymerase II cis-regulatory region sequence-specific DNA binding; DNA-binding transcription factor activity, RNA polymerase II-specific
Source: RefSeq, a predicted model, not a curated record
AGUUAACUUGCGCUUGUAUAUCCCUAAUGCCUUCAUUAUUUCAUCCUGAAAACAAAUCUGUUGUAAAUAACUCUCACUCUUUCAAGUACAUCUUAACUUUAUGAAGCUCAGAUAUGCAAAUAUACCGUUUAUAUUGUAAGACUGGAGAAACGCAUUUAUAGAGCUAACCGAUUGCAUUGACAAGUUACAGCGAUGGACGAGAACGGUAUCUCAAGUUAAUUAGUGUAUUAAAAUGCAGAACGUAGCCAAACUUUUACUUAAUUAUUCAGUGGUAUGAAACAUACUAAGGUUUAAUUUUAAGACGACUAGCCCAAUUGCACCAUACUGACAUAGUGUAAGUUACUAGAGUCUUCAAACUACAGUCACAAACCGGCCUCUAAACAAGGUAGCCCAGCAAUAAAAUUGUCACACAACUUUGCAGAGUUAGGCGAGCUCUACAUCUGUGUGUACAGAACUUAAAGCACUGAAUUAUCAAAUAAGCCUGCGCGUGGCUUUAAACCAUGCUGGUUUUAAAAAUACACUUGUCAUCAAGGAUGACGUGAUGCUCACCGCUCCGCUGCUGUUGUUUAAUUAAAAACAGCGAUAGGUAUUAUAAUGAAAAACAAAGAGAGGCGAAUCACACAAUCAUUUACUUCACAGAAAGUUCUUUUCCACGCCGAAGUAAGUGCAAAUUAGGAGCACACAACCUGUGUGAUGCAAUUUGACCCCUGGAGGAUCUUUUAUAGAACAGCACACUGUCCGUAGUCCCACUGAAAACAAUAAACAUUUGCCUAGACAAAUAUCAAAUAAAGAAGCGUUUACUUUUAAGGCAUCACAAAAGUUCUGAAGUACAAAGAGUAAACUCAGACACUUCUACUUUUCUGUAUUUUUUUUCUUCCCCUUCUCUGAGAGCUGCGCUCAUUUCUCCCCUCCCUAAAAAAAAAAACUUGUAGCCAAUCAUCUGUGUGCCAGCCCCCCAGGGGCAGGGCUGUCAUUGGCUGAAAGUUUCUAAGGUGAAAUAGAAGAGGAGAGUAUUUAUUACAGAGACACGGAGAGAGGGUUUGGAGAGCCGAGCUUGAAAUUGCCUAGGUGAAAUUGGGAGCCUUAAACUUUCCAAAACCAAGGAACUUUUUUUCUUCUUCUGAGAGGCAGAGAGAAAGAGGGGACAGAGAGGGGGCUAAUAAGACUAACUCCAAACUUUCCCACCUCCUUUUGACUAUCCUCAGAGCUGGGUUCAUGCACGUCUCUGAGAGCAGAUCGCUGCAGCGGCAACUUUGCAGUGGGCUGUGAACAGACUUUUUUUUUCUCCUGCAAGCUGCUGUUCACCAGGCAAAACUUUCUUGUUUCUUUUGCAAAGUUUUUGCUGCCUUCCUUCUCUCCCCCACCCCCAACUCCCUCUUCCAUCCCUUCCUAGCUCCCUCCACCACAAACCCAGCUGGUUUUAAAGAGGCUUUGCCACGUUAGUGUUCUUUUUUUAAUCCCUCCCUCCCCCUUCCUUUCCCCCCACCCCUUGAUUUUCAUCCCACUGUUUUUCCCCUCUGCCGCUUUCUCGCAUGAAUCUCCUAGACCCCUUCAUGAAAAUGACAGAAGAGCAGGACAAAUGCAUCUCUGGCGCCCCUAGCCCCACCAUGUCGGACGACUCCGCGGGGUCCCCCUGCCCUUCUGGUUCCGGAUCGGACACGGAGAACACCAGACCGCAAGAAAACACUUUCCCCAAGGGCGAUCCGGAUCUGAAGAAAGAGAGCGACGAGGACAAAUUCCCGGUGUGCAUCCGAGAGGCGGUCAGCCAAGUCCUGAAGGGUUACGACUGGACCCUGGUCCCCAUGCCGGUCCGUGUGAACGGAUCCAGCAAAAACAAGCCCCACGUGAAGAGACCCAUGAACGCCUUCAUGGUGUGGGCACAGGCGGCCCGGAGGAAGCUGGCGGACCAGUAUCCGCAUCUGCACAACGCAGAGCUCAGCAAAACCCUGGGCAAACUCUGGAGGUUGCUGAAUGAGAGCGAGAAGCGCCCUUUCGUGGAGGAGGCCGAGAGGCUGCGGGUGCAGCACAAGAAGGACCAUCCCGACUACAAGUACCAGCCCCGGAGGAGAAAGUCAGUGAAGAAUGGGCAGUCGGAGCAGGAGGAGGGCUCCGAGCAAACACACAUCUCCCCCAAUGCCAUUUUCAAGGCCCUGCAGGCGGAUUCUCCUCAGUCUUCCUCCAGCAUGAGCGAGGUUCACUCUCCCGGGGAGCACUCUGGGCAGUCCCAGGGGCCCCCGACCCCUCCUACUACACCCAAAACAGAUGUCCAGCCUGGGAAGCAAGACCUGAAGCGAGAAGGGCGCCCUUUGCAGGAAGGAGGAAGACAGCCGCCCCACAUUGACUUCCGGGAUGUGGACAUUGGGGAACUCAGCAGCGACGUCAUCUCCAACAUAGAGACCUUUGAUGUCAAUGAGUUCGACCAGUACCUCCCACCCAACGGUCACCCUGGAGUCCCGGCCACUCAUGGGCAACCCGGUCAAGUCACCUAUAGUGGCAGCUACGGAAUCAGUAGCACGUCAGCCACUCAAGCUGGAGCCGGGCCCGUUUGGAUGUCCAAGCAACCGCCGCAGCCCCAACAGCAGCCGCCACCGCCCCAGGCCCCGCCCCAGCCGCCGCAUACCAUGACCACCCUGAGCAGCGAACAGGGCCAGUCCCAGCAGAGGACACACAUCAAGACAGAACAACUCAGUCCGAGCCAUUACAGCGAGCAGCAGCAGCACUCCCCUCAGCAGCUCAAUUAUAGCUCCUUCAACCCCCAGCACUACAGUUCCUCCUACCCGACCAUCACCCGCUCGCAGUACGACUACACAGACCACCAGAGUUCCAACUCCUACUACAGCCAUGCAGCCAGCCAGAGCACCAGUUUCUAUUCCACCUUCACGUACAUGAACCCCGCCCAAAGGCCCAUGUACACGCCCAUUGCAGACACUACCGGAGUCCCUUCCAUUCCCCAGACCCACAGCCCACAGCACUGGGAACAGCCGGUCUACACACAGCUUACUAGGCCAUAAGGGCGACAACAACCACAACAACAAGAGAGAAAAAAGAACUGUCUCCAACUUUUUUUUUUAAGACACUACCGCUAAAGAUGAUGAAAAAAGAGAACACAUCAGGCCUUCUGCACUACAGCACCCUUCAGGAAGUGGCCAGACCACUCUGCUGAGAACCAGCAAAACUCGGCACAGACGUUCCAAGGACUGGACUUUACCCUUGAUUCAGGGGCGAGAGAUGAGCUUUCUCACCGGCCAACUCGUCUGCCUGUGUUUGGACUUUUGUAAUUAUUUUUAGCAGUAAUUAAAAGAAGAAGAAAACAGGAAAAAAAAAUACCCAGAGUCCUCUGUGAGGAAUAUUCUCUAUUUUAAAUAUUUUUAGUAUGUACUGUGUAUGAUUCGUUACCAAUUUGAGGGGAUUUAUAUAUAUUUUUAGAGAUUUUUUUUUUAAAUGCUCUUAUUUUUCCAACAGCUAAAACAACACUUAGUGGAGCAGCCCUAGCUUUUCUUGCAGUCAGAGGUAUUUUUGUAUAGAUAAAAGUAAUUUCUUUAAAGAAAAAUAAAAUAAAACGGUGUGCAUUAAUUAGGAACAAAAACUGUUAAACAGUGAUUGGCAUCAGGCUAAGCUUUGGUCAGCUGUGCAGCCUAGGAGACACAAGGUUUUCUAACGUGGAAGUAGAGAGAGAGCCAGGAGGAGAAUGUGUUCGUUUUAUUUUUUAAAGACCUCGAGCCUUAAAGCAGCGUUGUUGAAAAGCAACCCUGUAAUUUUUUUUUUUUUUCCUCGAGAUUCUUAUACGACUGCCUUCCAGUGCAAGGAGAAAGACAGAGCCCAGACGGGAGGCAGAUCUGAUUUCUGGGAAAACGUAUGUCUGACUCUUUUUACCAACAAUCAGCAGCAGAUUAUGAUGCCACAACCAGCAUCACCCUCCUCAGCUUCCUGCUUUGGGGACCAUGUGCACGACAUGCUGGAAGCCGCCCAUCACCUCCCCAGCCCUUUAAAGAGCCUUGAGUGCAAACAUUUAGGGCCUGAUCCAAAGCCCAUUAAAGACCCCUAUUGGCGUCAGAGGGCUUUGGAUGAAACCCGUAGGGCACAUUGGAAACAUCAGACACAUUUUAAAUUAUUUAUUUUGUGAGAAAAGCCAAUUUAAUCAAGAUUUUCUUUUUAAAAUCUCCCUUCCAUUUUUUUAACUCCUUUAAAAGCAAUUAGAUUUGUUGGAGUCUUAUUUGGAGGGUACGAUGCCUGUUAAAUUAUGGUCUAAACUGUAACCAGUUCUUUAUUUAUCUCUAAUUCCUUUUUAUUAUUAUUAUUAUUCUUUGGAAUCUGUGUCCUAGGUUUGUACAAACGCGUCCUCUUCCUUUUUUUCUUUUGUUUUAAGGAUAAACUGGAAUUUUGUUUUGUACAAACUAGAGAUUGCAAAUGUAGUGUAUCACUGAAUCAUUUGCCUUGUUUUCUGCCUCAGCUCUUUUGGACACACAAAUGUGUGUGUGUAUAUGUGAGACACAAGACACUAUUGACAAAAGCGUGUGUGUCAUCCUGCUAACCUUCCACCCCUUGAUGUUGUUUUGAGGUGGGGACUUUGGUGAAGCUGUGGCUGAACAGUUAAGAAUUGCUUUUUAAAAAAGACAGCAAACUUUUUUUUAUUUAAAAAAAUGAUAUAUUUGUUAACAGUUGCGGGAAUUUUUUUGUUUUGGGGGUAUUUUUUUUUAGGGAUUCAGUAGAAAAAAAAAUCUUAAAGCACUCAUAAUAUGGCCUCUUUCUAUUUCUGUAUAAAAGCAGAUCUUUUUAAAGUAUUUCUGUAACUUAAAAGACCUGUCAUUUAAAUCAUAUUUUGUCUUUAGGUAAGUUUGUUUUAUUUUGUUUUGUUUGCAAGACCAUUUGUUCUCUUUGUGAAACUUACCUUUUUUGUAUAUUAUUGUUUGCAAUAAAUAUACAUUGUAUUAAAAAUUU